AUGACCACGGCCCUCGGUUGGACUGAAGAUGAACUGCCUUUUCCAUUAACUGCCAUUGAUCGAGCUCAAUUAAAAUUGACCGACGAGGAAUAUGAGCCGCAUACGUGGGAACAACUUAAGCAGAUCGUUGCUGAGCAUAACCUCAGUGUACUCACGAGGUGGCCAUCAGAUCUGAAACGAUAUAUUAGAUGGUCAAUCGACACCAGGGCUACGUAUGGCAGCGUCCCCGAUUUCGUGAGGAUCGAGCGUCUCAAGUGGGAUGUUCUGCCUACCUCUGCCGGAAGUCUGGGGCCUCAAUUUGCUGGUCAAAACCCCGUUCCAUUUGCAGAUGCUCGAGAUUACAAGAUUUUGAUCAACGACUGGCCGUAUGGGUACGAACCUGGCAUUAAGCACAUCAUUGUCUGGCUGAAAACUCGUUUGGAGACAGAGCCAACGAAAGGUGACAUGACACCCAAGUCGAGACAGCAGGUCGAGGAAUUCAUCCAAAAAACGUUCGUUGAUCGGAUCCAAGGCCUGCCAGGGAAUGAGGACAAAGUAAUGUGGUUCAAGAACUGGACUGCAUUACAAUCAGUCCCCGGUAUAGAGCAUGUCCAUGUCUUCGUCCGAUCCGUACCUGACGCCAUCAUUAAGGAAUGGACAAGUGCAGAUGAGCCUAUGAACAAUUAG
This is a messenger RNA of Exophiala bonariae, 666 nucleotides long. RefSeq lists its product as uncharacterized. Gene Ontology annotation, biological process: N-acetylglucosamine metabolic process. The record is from RefSeq and is a predicted model, not a curated record. Lineage: Eukaryota; Fungi; Ascomycota; Eurotiomycetes; Chaetothyriales; Herpotrichiellaceae. Gene Ontology annotation, cellular component: cytoplasm. The transcript has 2 exons. The coding region runs from base 1 to 666 and encodes 221 amino acids.